Messenger RNA from Populus euphratica (Euphrates poplar), 1754 nucleotides. Its product is annotated as BTB/POZ and TAZ domain-containing protein 3-like. Lineage: Eukaryota; Viridiplantae; Streptophyta; Magnoliopsida; Malpighiales; Salicaceae. The record is from RefSeq and is a predicted model, not a curated record. The transcript has 6 exons. The coding region runs from base 369 to 1592 and encodes 407 amino acids. Gene Ontology annotation, molecular function: protein binding.
CUCUUUUGGAGCUCAGUAUAGUAUAAGAACUGGCUUCUUAUAACAAAUUUCAUUCCUUUCAUCCCCAAAUGAUCAAGAACGUAUCUUCCUCUUUGUCUGACUUUUUUCCGUGAAGGUUUGUAAGUUUUUGUUGAAUCAUUUGGCUGGAAGAUUAAACCUUUGAAGAAAAGGUACUUAUAAAGAUUGAGUUCGGAUUGUGGCCUGAAUUGUUUUUGGCAGGUACUUCGGUGAUACAGUGAUAGCGUAUAUACAAGUUGUAUAGUGUAUAUCAGACAAAUCUUCCACUUUUUUUUGGAGAAGAUUUGCUGUUUCAUUAAAGAUCUUCUAGCAAGACUUUAUUUUCACUCAGCAGAAACCAUAAAUAACUUAUGGCUUCACCAGUUGUCGAUUCUCCUUGGCUCUGUGCUGCUAAUGAAUCUUUUGGUGGAUGUUUCAAUAUGCAAAUAGAGGAGAUCAAAUCAGCCAAUGUUUUAAAUGUGCUGGAAGCUCCCUCAUCUUCUGUGUCUGAUACCUGUAAUUACCCCAAGCCACCACCUUAUCCUAAUAAAACAUCUAAAGCAGCCAACAAUUGUAAAAGGAUUUUAGAGACUUGCUCUGUGCCACGGGAAAUUAAAGAUGCAUGGGACAGGCUAUUCAAGGAAGCAUAUGGUGCAGAUGUAUACGUUAUCACUGUUAGCAAAUCAUAUAUUCCAGCUCAUUGCAAUGUUCUGAGUAUUUCAUCACCUGUGCUAGGGAAUAUCCUGCAGCGUUCAAAAGUUAAAGAUGGUAUUAGAUACAUCAAAAUUCUUGGUGUACCUUGUGAAGCCGUCUACAUGUUCAUCCGGUUUUUGUACUCAUCCUGCUAUGAAGAGGAUGAGAUGAAGAAGUUCGUUCUCCAUCUGAUGGUUUUAUCACACUCAUACUCGAUCCCAUCACUGAAAAGAGUUUGUAUAGACUUUCUGGAGCAGGAUUAUCUGACCAAGGAAAAUGUGAUAGACGUGCUUCAGUUAGCAAGGAGCUGCAAUGCACCACGACUCUCCCUCAUUUGUGUUCGUAUGGUUGUGAAGGACUUGAAAACUAUAUCAUCAACUGAAGGUUGGAAAGUUAUGAAGCGUGCUAGCCCUGCCCUCGAACAAGAGCUUGUAGAAUCUGUUGUUGAAGCAGAUUCGAGAAAACAAGAGAGGUUGAGGAAAAUAGAAGAGAGAAAAGUGUACUUGCAACUGUAUGAAGCAAUGGAGGCUCUCCUUCACAUAUGCAGGGAUGGGUGUAGGACAAUUGGACCUAGUGACAAAAUGCUUAAAGGAAGCCAAGUUCCCUGCAACUUUCCUGCUUGCAAAGGACUUGAGUCCUUGGUUCGUCAUUUCUCUAAUUGUAAGACUCGGGUUCCCAGGGGCUGUGUUCACUGCAAACGCAUGUGGCAACUUCUUGAACUGCAUUCUCGCAUGUGCAACGGCCCAGAUUGCUGCAAGGUCCCGCUUUGUAGGCAUUUCAAGGAGAAAAUGCAGCAGCAAACGAAGAAAGACGAAGCUAAGUGGAAACUGCUGGUCAGCAAAGUAAUAGCGGCAAAGAACGCACUGGGGCCAUUCUCAGCUCGCCCUGUAGAUUUAUUCUGACCCCAUUACUUCUCUCAAACCUUCUAUCCUCAUCACAACAUGCCAUUCACCAAACCCAUGCCAUUGUUUAAAGUUUUAGAAUUGCAAUGGAGGCUUUGUAAAAGUUUUAUUUUAGUACGUGUAUUUUUCAAAAAACUAUUUCAGUCCCUAUAUUUAGUUUUU